Cyclocybe aegerita is the source of this 1593-nucleotide messenger RNA. The record is from the annotation of a GenBank genome assembly. NCBI's taxonomy places the organism in Eukaryota, Fungi, Basidiomycota, Agaricomycetes, Agaricales, Hemipholiotaceae.
AUGCACAGCCCUUUCUGGGUCUCUUCUACCAACUCGCCGUCGUCGCCAAAGGGUCGCAACAUGGUCGAUCUUCCCCCUGAAGUCUGGCUGCACGUAGCACGAUUCAUCCCGGAUAGCGACCUUCGAGAUAAACUUUGGGCUGUUAAUAGUUUGUUUCUUGACAUCGGGAUGAACCUUAGGUGGAGGCAGGUGCUCAUCAUGACGAGGAACACAGUGGGCCCUAUGCAUAUCCUCGAAAGACUGUUAGACCCCUUUGUCGCAAAGAGAGUCCGAUAUCUUAUUCUGCGUCUCACCCAUGUGAAGGACCCUUCUGCCGAGCCUCUUUCGAACGUCAACAACAAGCCGUUCAGACAGAUCCAACAGACGUUCAGACGCGUCUUUACGACCAAGAAAGAUACCGCCACGGUCAAACAACGCCCACGGCCCACCUUCACCGAAGUCAUUGACGCUCUCAUCGCCACGACGCCGAGUUUCACCCACAUUCACGAAUUAAACAUCGACUGCUGGGAUUUGCCUCCAUCUUACAACCUACGACCACUUUUCUCAUCCAUCUGGGCCACGUUUGGGCCCCGUCUGGAAGGCCUUUUUCUCGGUGGUAAUGUGGAAGGGUACCGCGAUCUCAUCGCAUCAAAGCCUGCGCUUCCUCGCGUUCGUGAGCUUCGACUCGAGUUCACGAACAACCUAUUCAAGCCUGGUCAAAGUGGCGACGCGGGCAUCCUCACCAACCUGGUCGGCCCGUUCGUGUUGAGCCUGGCACCGCAGAUCGAGAAAUUUCGAGUAUGGUCAUGGGCCCUCCUUGACGUUUCUGCUUUUUUCUCUUUGCUCGCUCAGAGCGAAUUCCCGAUCCUCCGUGCGUUGAAUGUCCGGAUGGCGUUUGACAAGAGUCUGCGCGACCCAUCGGGGCUCAAGACGUUGCUCCUCCGAUGCUCGUCCACGAUGCAGAGCCUGGAGUUGAGGCUCAACCCCUCUGGUCUCCCCAUGAAUCCUUCUUCAGAGCAGCCGUUGAGCCUUUGGUUGAGCGAGUGUGCUCGGGAAGACGGGUGCCUUGCCCGUUUGAAGAGUUUGGAUAUUUACCCUACCAGCAUGGCGGCAGGAUUCGACGCCCUAUUGACAUCCAUCAAGAGAACAGAGGGGAGCCUCCUUGAACUCAUAGUGCGAGAUCGCUACCUGUUACCCACAGAGGCGAAGAUGGUCGCAGACGCAGUCUCACCGUGCGAGAAUCUAAAGUAUCUCAGGAUGAACGUCUGGAGACUUGACACCAUCCUCAUUGACCAUCUUGCGGAGAAAGCUCCAAAUAUUUCUCGACUCUGGAUAUCUAUUGGAGAUACCGCUACGAAUAAUAACACCGCUACGAAUAACAAUGCUGUAGGAGGGAUUGCGAAGACAUUUCAACAGGAUAUACAAGGGAGGUUAUAUGCCAAGUGGAAACUUAAGGACAUCACGAUCUGGCAAGGCGGGCAGGAGAUUGACGAGGACAUUAUGCACGCCCUUGCCCGGAGUAUACCUUCUGUGUACAGCUUCUUUGGAAAUGGGCACAUGCUUCGUGAAGACCUAUCGACAAGUAGUCCACCAAAUGUUCCAUUUGGACGUUGA